Messenger RNA from Echinostoma caproni, 2397 nucleotides. The record is from the annotation of a GenBank genome assembly. NCBI's taxonomy places the organism in Eukaryota, Metazoa, Platyhelminthes, Trematoda, Plagiorchiida, Echinostomatidae.
AUGCGCAGUAUCCGAGUGAAUGGGAUUGAGGUGAUUUGGAACGAAUUGGACCCAUCCGCUCGACACCAAAGUAUUGUGAAUGGGAGCUGCCUGAUUCAGGAUCGGUGCAGUCCAAAUCCAUGCAAACAUGAAGCUCCGUGUUAUCAGAAUGGAGAUACAUUCUUUUGUGAUUGUACAAACACGGGAUAUUCCGGAGCAGUUUGUCAUCAGAGUGAAUAUUUCACCUCUUGUGCUGAGGUUAGCCUGUUCUAUGCCUUGCAAUAUUCCGUGAUCAACAUCACAAUCGAUAUGGACGGCUCGGGCGUUCUUGAACCGAUCAUGGUUACUUGUGACUUCACGGAUCCUUCUGGUGUUAUCACUAUAUUACGUCAUGAUGCGCCUGGAUAUGUAACAGUGGAUGGAUAUCAGGCACCGGGAUCCUACAGACGUACGCUUAAAUAUGGUCGUGCAAAUCGGGAAACUCUUGGAGAGUUGGUGCGGCGAGCAGAUCGAUGCGAACAAUCGAUCACCUACGAGUGCUGGAAUUCGCUUUUGCUAAAACUUCCAGCUGGAGGUGGCACAACCCUAGAAAAUCGAGCUUGGGGAUGGUGGGUCAAUCGGAAAGGUCGACCUCGGUUCUAUUGGGGCGGCGGUGUUCCGGAUCUACAGAAAUGCGCUUGCGGUGUCGACGGAACUUGUACCGGUGACUCACUAACAUGCAAUUGUGACAGCGCUGGGUCGACUACACCACCACUGGUAGACAGCGGGCUGCUUCAAUUCAAAGAUGACUUGCCAGUCAUGGAAGUUCGCUUUGGUGAUACUGGAGGUAUUAACGACGAUAAACGGGCUCGUUAUCAUGUGGGACCGUUGAUAUGCUAUGGCGACAAAUUGUUUGACAACACAGUCACCUUCCGGAAGCCGGAUGCCAAUUUGGAGCUUCCACCACUCUACUCGGAAUACGCUUUUGAUAUGUCAUUCACAUUCCGCACUACGGUGACCGAUGCGGUGAUUAUGCAAAAUAAUGGUCGCAGUUCCCAGCAAUUCUUUGAAGUUCGUAUCAGGAACGGUAAUGCGAUUCGAGUCGCCUUCAAUGUGGGCAACGGGGUUCAGCUGGCUGAGGUCUCUACGGCGCAUUGGUUGAACGACAACCGAUGGCAUGUGGUUCGAUUCGAACGAAACCGGAAAGAGACUCGACUCAUAGUGGACACGUUGAACCCGACCGUGAUUGUCGAAUCCAUAGAGCGUUCAUUCCGCGGGUUCGAUUUCGAUCAACCCUUGUCGGUGGGGACUACACAGGCUUUUACCGAUGGGUUUGUGGGCUGUUUGUCCAAUUUGCUGAUUAACGGAGUCGUACAAGACAUGCGCGGUCUGGUCGAGCAGGGCUACUACACGUACGGUCUGAGUGCAGGAUGCAAGCCCAAAUGUGAUUCGAAUCCCUGUUUGAAUCGGGGGGAAUGUGUGGAAUAUUAUUCUCACUAUCUAUGCGAAUGUGGUCUGACCGCAUAUCGUGGUUUCAUUUGUGGUCGGCAGGUUGGAGGUACAUUUAACAACGGGCCCAUGCUGAAAAUCUUACUGGAUCGUACUGAGGAUCGUUUGGGUACCGUGGAAGAAUACAUCCAGGUUGGAUUCAAGACCAAAUCAAAAAAGGGUAUCCUGAUGGAAAUGCGUGGUGCCGGAGAUACCAAUUACAUUAUCGUCAAAGUGAACAACAAUGGUGGAAUCACCAUCGAAUUUGACGUGGGCUUCAAACGGUUUGAAGUGACCACAAAUUACGAUAUAGAUUUGUGCAAUGAUCAACAUCAUAUGGUGUACGCGUGGCGCACGAAUCUCGGAACAAAAUGGCAUUUGAAGGUGGAUGAUUACAACGAGGUUGUGGAAGAUUUCACCAAGUAUUUGUCGCCCACAGCAGAUGUUCGCCUUGACGACCCAUGGGUUAUUUUCAUGGGACGGAAUGACACAAUGCAACCGGCCGACGGAUUUGAUGGAUGUAUUUAUGCCGCACAGUGGAAUAAUUUCUUCCCCCUACGUAUGCAUUUCCAAAGCCCGAAGCUGACCAACGUGUACGCCUAUCCUCAGGAUGCCGUUCGAGAAGAUCUUUGUGGGUUUAUAGAGAUUCUGCCAACAGCAGAACCAUUGGAAAUUCGUCCGUCCCCGGUGAUUCCGUCCAAUAUUACACUUCCUCCACUGAAUGAAGAUGCGUUGCGCGAACGUCGAAUUAUUGCUGGCGUCGUUACGGGACUUCUGUUGAUCCUAUCCGUGGUUGCAUUGGUCUUCUUCUGUCGGCAUUUCACCAUUGAACGAGGUGACUAUGACACACAUGAGGCCAAAGGGGCUUCGCACUCAAAGACGGCUGAUAUGGCGAUCAAGUUUGGUCGAACGGGCCAACCGGAAGUUCAGGGCAAGGAAUGGUGGCUUUGA